Messenger RNA from Dimorphilus gyrociliatus, 1726 nucleotides. The record is from the annotation of a GenBank genome assembly. NCBI's taxonomy places the organism in Eukaryota, Metazoa, Annelida, Polychaeta, Dinophilidae.
GUAGUUCGCCGGACGGAGACUAUUCUUCCUUUUUACUGGGUUGUUGGUCAGAGCACGUGAAUUUAACAAAUUUGUGCCGCUAUAAGUCGAUUACAUGCCGUCCGCGUCUUCAAUAGAAGCAAAUUCUAUUCAGAAAAAUAUGGAGAAUAACAUGCUACUGUUACAUCAGCCACUUAAUGGUUUUCUGGGGACAUUAGAAAAGAAAAUACGGAAUUUAGAUAAACGCAAGACUAAACUACAAGGCUACCAAAGCAAACUUGACUCUGGUGAAGUCCUAGAACCAGAACAAAAGGAGGCUAUUUCACACUACGGAGAAGUGCUGGGUGUUAUAGAAUUUGCCAAGGAAAUGCACAAGACCUAUACUGAAGUAUUAAAAGAUGUCGCCAAAAUAGAAUCUGACAUUGAAAGAAUAAAUGAUCCAAUGAAAUCGGAACCCACUACGAAGAAAAGAGAAUCAACAGCUUCUGACGAUACAUCAUCGGAAUCUGCUGAUAGUGAACAGGUGAUUAAAUUGAAGACGGACGCUCCCUUGAAUGAAGACGUUAAAUUCGUCCUCAAAAUCCAAGACAUUUUACUUCAAUUGACAAUGGAAGAAACUAGAACAGAUUUAAUAAACGGUGUUAAUGAGGCUCCGCAAUUAUCGAAAAGAGAUGUGGAUGCUUUAGUCCGAAUGUACUCUUUAUUGUCAACAGAAAGACGAAUAGGAAAAAAAUAUAAUGAUAUAAUAUCAUCUGCCUCGUACCACUUAAUAAGAAUAAUCAACAAGAGCCCAGAACAAAUUCCUGGUUUGGACGUGUCGUACUCGUAUAUCUGCAAGCUGCUUGACAAGUUAGCAAAAAGUAAUUACUUUGAUACGUUGAUACCUCCAAUGGCUCCAAUUCAACCUAUUCCACCAAAUCCUGUUGAUACCGAACUACCUGAUACGAAACCGGCCGUAAUUUACGGAAAUGAAUCUAUUUAUAGGUGUCGAGAAAAUGACCCAGUUGAGAUUGUAAAGGCGGUGCAAGAAGGUAGUUUUAGCUUCCUGCAAGAUUCUGUGUUCGAUUCUGAAAAAAGAGCCGACAAGACGGAUGGUUCUAUAAUCAUUCCAACGCAGGGUACCAAUCCACCUAACGACGAAAUGAACUCUGGAGCCACGAAAUCAAUGGACAACAAUGUACGUCAACAAAAUACUUAUAAAGAAGCUAUAGAGCCAUCAUAUAUGUCGACUAUGGAACCCCUGAGUAUAAAUACGGCUCAUUCGGGAUUUAAUGCAGUUUCAAUGCCAAUAAGAUCGGCAUACUCUGGUACUGAUACUCUGGUGAGCACACCAGAUAUACCGCCACCAAUUCCCCUCCCUCCUGGACAAGCCGCACAGAACACUGAAAAUUCAACGACAGCACAGAGAAUUACUGGAAAGCAAUCGCGUUUUCCUUCGGAUAAAUACCGUAAUAUUUCGUCGACCACCUACCCACAACGCUAUCCGAACAAUACACAAGCAUCUGUUGGAAAUGUAGGCUACGGUAUGUCGACUAGCUAUGGAUCUCGUAACGGUGUUUCUCGUUACCGACCUCCCUCGACAAACAAUAGUAAUGCUGUGCUAUCUCAGUAUGGAAAGACGAAUCUUCAACCUCGUCCAACGGCAUCAUCUAGCUUUUUGGGAAGCCGACCAUCGACUGGCCGCUCUAACGCAACUGAAACAUCCGGGAGUGGUCAUAAUCAUCCAAUCAGCGAGGUUUACUUUUGA